AAACCUCGGGGGGAGAGGGUGGGCGCGGCGCAGGUCUCGGCUGUGCUUGCAGAUUAUUCUUGGCUAGCUCCGUCCUGACUCAGUUAUGAACGAUGUUGCAAUUCGGGGAGGAGUUCAGUUGUUUGGUUUCCGCGCUCGGGCGCGCCCUUCCUGUCAGCGCACAUUCUCAGAGAGGAAGUUGAUUUCUAGCUGCGCAGUGCGGUCGAGUGGACAAAACAACGAGGAAGUUGGUCGUUGGUACUGUAACAAACACACACAACGCAGACUUCAGUCAGGAAGGAGGUGUAGCGGAGCAGAGUGAGUGUUAUAGGAGUUGAACCCAGGUCCGGUUAUAACGACUGAGCUCGUCUCCUGGAUCCUGCGCUGGGCUGGAAAUGAAGAUGAGAUUCCUGGGGAGGACCUGUCUCAUUGUCUUGAGUUUGCUACCAGCUGCUUCUACACAAGAUGCAUGGCGUGUCGUUGGCUCUGAUCAGCCUGUCAUUGCUGAUCCUGGUGAUGAUGUCAUCCUGCCCUGUCACAUUUCACCCAGACUCAGUGCUGUGGACAUGAAAGUGAGGUGGUACAGGGAGAGAUUCGACACGCCUGUUCAUUUAUAUCUAAACAAAAAGGACCAGCUAGGAAGACAGGACAGUGCUUACCGGGGCCGCACUGCUCUCUCUCCCUCUGCACUGGAGAGAGGUGAUAUCUCUCUGCAUCUGAGAAACCUCCAGCCCGCUGACACAGGCAUCUAUAAAUGCUACGCUGAAGGUGGAAGCUGGAAUGAAGAAGGACAGACUGAAGUGAUAGUUACAGCUCUGGGGACCCAGCCCUCAAUCUCUAUGGACUCUACACAAGGAGAGCAGACCCGGCUGGUGUGCAGAUCAGAUGGGUGGUACCCUGAACCUGAAGUGAUCUGGAGAGACAGGGAUGGAAACAAUGUGACAUCACUGUCCAGCCCAACAGUGCAGAGGGACAGUCAUGGGCUCCUCAGUGUCAGCAGCUACGUCAAAAUCAAACAGCAGUCCAACGUGUUCUCCUGUCUGGUUAGAAGUAAAAUACCCAAACCAGACUGGGAAUCCAAACUCCACAUAUCCAGUGAUUUUUUCCCAGGAGUCUCUGGAUGGAUGGUGGCUUUCUUCUUGACUUUAGCUCUCAGUAUUGCAGCCAUUCCUCCGCUGGUGAUCCAAUGGAGAAGAAUGGAUGCCAUGGAGAGAAAGCUUGAGCCUAUGGCUGUUCAACACCUUCGUGAGGAACUUGAGUCUGUGAAGCGAGAGGUCCUUAAAUCAGAAUGGAAGUGGAUCCUCAGCUCAGCAGUUGAUGUGACUCUGGACCCUGAUACAGCACAGCCCGAGCUCAUCCUGUCUGCGGAGGGGAAACGAGUGAGAGAGGGAGAGACACGGGAGGAUCUCCCUGACACUCCAGAGAGAUUUGAUUACUGGCUCUGUGUGCUGGGCAGGGAGAGCUUCACCUCGGGGAGACGCUACUGGCAGGUGCAGGUGGGGGGGAAUAGAGACUGGAGAUUAGGAGUCAGCAGAGAGUCUGCCCCGAGGAAGGGGGAGUUCAGCAUGACCCCCCAGCAGGGUUACUGGACUGUGAGGUGGUGGCGUGGAGGUGGGUUCACUGCUCUCACUGACCCCCAGACCCCCCUCCCCCAGAGCCUGAAGCCCCAGAAGCUGGGGGUGUAUCUGGAUUAUGAGGAAGGGCAGCUCUCCUUUUACAAUGUGGAGACCAGAUCUCACAUCUACACUUUCACUGACAUGGAGAUCAAUCCCAAUGAGAAACUCUAUCCACUCUUCUGGACUGAGGACAGGAAUACAGACCUUGUGCUCAAGUCCUGUGAGAAGAUUCUAGACUGGGAAUGGAUUCUUGCUGCAUCAGUUGAUGUGACUCUGGACCCUGAUACAGCGUACCCCACGCUCAUCCUGUCUGCGGAGGGGAAACGAGUGAGACUGGGAGAGACAUGGCAGGAUCUCCCUCGCAAUCCAGAGAGAUUUGAUUACUGGGAGUGUGUGCUGGGCAGGGAGAGCUUCACCUCGGGGAGACGCUACUGGCAGGUGCAGGUGGGGUGGAAUACAUACUGGAGAUUAGGAGUCAGCAGAGAGUCUGCCGAGAGGAGGGGGGGGAUCAGCAUGACCCCCCAGCAGGGUUACUGGACUGUGAAGUGGUAUGGAGGUGCGUUCACUGCUCUCACUGACCCCGAGACCCCCCUCCCCCGGAGCCUGAAGCCCCAGAAGCUGGGGGUGUAUCUGGAUUAUGAGGAAGGGCAGCUCUCCUUUUACAAUGUGGAGACCAGAUCUCACAUCUACACUUUCACUGACAUGGAGUUCAAUCCCAAUGAGAAACUCUAUCCAUUCUUCUGUACUGAGGACAGGAAUACAGACCUUGUGCUGGAGUCCCCUGACCCUGACCCUGUCAGCGCUGCAGAUUAAACACACAUUGCUGUCUGAACCAGGAAAGUAUUCAAACAGCUCAGACAAUCUCCUCUUCACUUUCACUGACACUCUCUCUGCACUCUUCUGGGCUGAUGAGAAGAAAUCCUCACUCUUCCACCCUCUUACCCUGAGCCCCUCCUCUUUAUUUCUCUACACCCCCUUUCCUACUCUCCCUUCCUGUCUCCCUCUCUCUUUCCCAUCCACCUCUCCAUCCCCAGAUCCCUCUUUCUCUCCUCUUCUGCUCUCCUCUCUUUCUCUUCCCUCUUAUAUAAUAAUCCCCUCCCUCUCUUUUUCUCUCUUCCCUCUUAUAUAAUAAUCCCCUCCCUCUCUUUUUCUCUCUCUUCCCUCUUAUAUAAUAAUCCCCUCCCUCUCUUUUUCUCUCUCUUCCCUCUUAUAUAAUAAUCCCCUCCCUCUCUUUUUCUCUCUCUUCCCUCUUAUAUAAUAAUCCCCUCCCUCUCUUUGUGAUCACAGUAGCCUUUGUGCGGCCAAUUUUGCGCUAAUUUUGAGUCCUAAAAAAUGUCUUUCAGCACAUCAGUCAAAUGAUCAGCGGCUCGCAAGGCUAUGUUAUGCUCAGACAAAAAUCCAGAAAGCUUCAGCUCUGCAGUUUUAACAGCAGUUUCUAAAUUUACGUUUUCAGUACUCACAUGCAUGCACUGUGUGAUUGACAUCUGAUUCGGAGCCAAACAUUCUACUCUCCCUCUCUCCACCCUGCCUUCUCUACUCUCCCUCUCUCCUCCAUCCUCUCUACUCUCCCUCUCUCCACCCUGCCUUCUCUACUCUCCCUCUCCUCCCUGCCCUCUCUACUCUCCCUCUCUCCUCCAUCCUCUCUACUCUCCCUCUCUCCUCCCUGCCUUCUCUACUCUCCCUCUCCCCUCCAUCCUCUCUACUCUCCCUCUCUCCUCCAUCCUCUCUACUCUCCCUCUCUCCUCCCUGCCUUCUCUACUCUCCCUCUCUCCUCCAUCCUCUCUACUCUCCCUCUCUCCUCCAUCCUCUCUACUCUCCCUCUCUCCUCCAUCCUCUCUGCCUCUCUCCACCCUGCCUUCUCUGCUCUCCCUCUCUCCUCCAUCCUCUCUACUCUCCCUCUCUCCUCCCUGCCUUCUCUACUCUCCCUCUCUCCUCCAUCCUCUCUACUCUCCCUCUCUCCUCCAUCCUCUCUACUCUCCCUCUCUCCUCCCUCUCUUCUCUACUCUCCCUCUCUCCUCCAUCCUCUCUACUCUCCCUCUCUCCUCCAUCCUCUCUGCCUCUCUCCACCCUGCCUUCUCUGCUCUCCCUCUCUCCUCCAUCCUCUCUACUCUCCCUCUCUCCUCCCUGCCUUCUCUACUCUCCCUCUCUCCUCCAUCCUCUCUACUCUCCCUCUCUCCUCCAUCCUCUCUACUCUCCCUCUCUCCUCCAUCCUCUCUACUCUCCCUCUCUCCUCCCUGCCUUCUCUUCUCUCCCUCUCUCCUCCAUCCUCUCUACUCUCCCUCUCUCCUCCCUGCCUUCUCUACUCUCCCUCUCUCCUCCAUCCUCUCUACUCUCCCUCUCUCCUCCAUCCUCUCUACUCUCCCUCUCUCCUCCCUGCCCUCUCUACUCUCCCUCUCUCCUCCAUCCUCUCUACUCUCCCUCUCUCCUCCAUCCUCUCUACUCUCCCUCUCCCCUCCAUCCUCUCUACUCUCCCUCUCUCCUCCCUGCCUUCUCUACUCUCCCUCUCUCCUCCAUCCUCUCUACUCUCCCUCUCUCCUCCAUCCUCUCUACUCUCCCUCUCUCCUCCAUCCUCUCUACUCUCCCUCUCUCCUCCCUGCCCUCUCUACUCUCCCUCUCUCCUCCAUCCUCUCUACUCUCCCUCUCCCCUCCAUCCUCUCUACUCUCCCUCUCUCCUCCCUGCCUUCUCUACUCUCCCUCUCUCCUCCAUCCUCUCUACUCUCCCUCUCUCCUCCAUCCUCUCUACUCUCCCUCUCUCCUCCAUCCUCUCUACUCUCCCUCUCUCCUCCAUCCUCUCUACUCUCCCUCUCUCCUCCCUGCCCUCUCUACUCUCCCUCUCUCCUCCCUGCCCUCUCUACUCUCCCUCUCCCCUCCAUCCUCUCUACUCUCCCUCUCUCCUCCCUGCCUUCUCUACUCUCCCUCUCUCCUCCACCCUCUCUACUCUCCCUCUCUCCUCCAUCCUCUCUACUCUCCCUCUCUCCUCCCUGCCUUCUCUACUCUCCCUCUCUCCUCCAUCCUCUCUACUCUCCCUCUCUCCUCCAUCCUCUCUACUCUCCCUCUCUCCUCCAUCCUCUCUACUCUCCCUCUCUCCUCCUUCGUCUCUACUCUCCCUCUCUCCUCCCUGCCUUCUCUACUCUCCCUCUCUCCUCCAUCCCCUCUACUCUCCCUCUCUCCCUCUCUCCUCCCUCCCCCCUCUAAUUUUGUACUGUGAUAUUUUGUAACAGCUGUAAGUCUCCCUGGAUAAGGGUGUCUGCUAAGAAAUAAAUAAUGAUAAAAGACUUUCUAGACAAUAGAUGAAUGCAUUAUUUUCCAUGUAAUCAAUAUUUACACUGAAGCUGAGAUGCUCCCUGAAUAUUAUUCAUUGCUAAACUCAGUGAACUGAUUUCUGCUAUUUUGAUAUGAAUCUUCUGUUCUGUUUUUGUAGCGCAUCUAUUUUCUAUCUUUCUUGAUAAAAUGUAUAAAAGAUAUAA
Molecule: messenger RNA, 5062 nt
Organism: Acipenser ruthenus (sterlet)
Lineage: Eukaryota; Metazoa; Chordata; Actinopteri; Acipenseriformes; Acipenseridae
Product: butyrophilin subfamily 1 member A1-like
Exons: 12
Coding region: 375-2408 (677 amino acids)
Molecular function (GO): protein binding
Source: RefSeq, a predicted model, not a curated record